This is a messenger RNA of Osmia lignaria (orchard mason bee), 10772 nucleotides long. RefSeq lists its product as uncharacterized. Gene Ontology annotation, biological process: regulation of gene expression. Gene Ontology annotation, molecular function: transcription corepressor activity. Lineage: Eukaryota; Metazoa; Arthropoda; Insecta; Hymenoptera; Megachilidae. The record is from RefSeq and is a predicted model, not a curated record. Gene Ontology annotation, cellular component: cytoplasm; nucleus.
AGGGGGACCCGGCAGUCUCCGCUGGUACACCGAGCUGCGUGUUACCUCGUUCCUCGAUUACUGUAUCACGUUCUCGCCAUAAUCAGCGUCGACGCGCGUCCGAUCUGACAGCUCUUGUGGUACAGUCGCGGCUGCACGUCGACGUAACACGCGCGCGCAUAUACACACACACACACACUCACACUCACAACACACACUCACUCACAACACACCCUAUAUAUAUAUAUACACAUUUUUACACACGACUCACAGAUACACACGCUGGUGACCGAAGAACGCGAUCCAACCCCGUGACACACGCGCAUCGUGUGCAUAGAAGAUCGUUUGCGGGCACAUCGGACGCGAACGAAGAUAAAAGAGAGUUGGAGCAGUGCGAAGACGGGCACAAAGCGUGAUCGGGGGCCAAAGUGAACAGGGAUACGGGACGAGAUACUUGGUGGUGUGAGAGCCAGGUGCACGGUCCCCGUUUCGUCUAGACGUCAUCGAGGAGUAACACGUGCAGAUCGAGCAACGUGUGUGACUCGAAACGGCGACCAAGCACGGCAAAAGCGCGCAAGGAAAUUACCGAGAGGAAUAGUGGAUAAACGUCCAAUAGGAUAUUCCAAGGGUAUUACGGAACUAGUGAUCUUCCACUGACGUCACUUGGUGCUUUCGUGCUUCAACGGAGCAACCAGAAUAGUGUGUUAGCUGGCCUGACAGAGACACAUUUAACAAUCAGAGGGUGGGUUUAACGAACGAGCAGCACCGUAGCCAAAGUUCCGAGCCACUGUCGACCCUGGUGUCGUCGAGUGGCUGAUCGUCGAGUAACAGCGACGCGUUUGCAGCAAGACGGCCGAUCGUGUGAACGUGCUGCAUAAUAUUCCGCGGCUGCCACGUCCAGCAACAGCCCGAAGAUUCUCCCAGCAAAGGCCAAGAUGCACAUCGAGGUGCAGGUGGCGCUCAACUUCGUGAUAUCGUACCUUUACAACAAACUGCCUCGUAGGCGGGUGAACAUCUUCGGCGAGGAACUGGAGAAAGCGCUAAAGGACAAGUUUAAGGGUCACUGGUACCCAGAGAAGCCGUUCAAGGGAUCCGCAUUCAGAUGCCUGAAAACCGGCGACCCGGUGGAUCCCGUGCUGGAACGAGCCGCGAAAGAGAGCGGUGUACCGAUCCAGGACAUCCUGGAGAACCUUCCGGCGGAAUUGGCCGUCUGGGUGGACCCCGGCGAGGUGAGCUAUCGCAUCGGCGAGAUGAACGCUGUGAAGAUCCUCUACUCUGAAACUGGGGACCCUCACGACGACAGCUCGGCCGAUCGCGAGGUGACCAAGACCUUCAAUCCCGAGGCUCAGUGCUUCAGGCCCAUCGAGGCUGUCGGCACGUCCCUCGGAGGGCUCAGUCUGAGCCCCAAGUCCACCUCGCCGUUCCCCAGCUCGUUGGGCAGCAACACCAGUAACGGAUCGUCCAACAACCAGCAAAACGGACACGGAUCCGGUUCCUCGUCGGCACCCUCGCCGACACCAAUCACCAGCUCGUUCAAGGGUUCGCCUAGUCCUGUGCCAGCUUUCAUCCCACGCACCACCGCCCCGCUCACCUUCACCACCGCUACCUUCGCCCAGACCAAGUUUGGCAGCACCAAACUGAAAACCAGCAGCAAACGGGCGAACAGAAUGUCUCCCACCGAGUUCUCGAACUACAUUAAGCAGCGCGCCAUGCAGCAACAGAUCCAUCAUCACCAUCAUCACCAGCAGCACCAACAACAGCAGCAGCAGCAGCAACAACAACAGCAACAACAGCAGCAACAGCAAGCAGCCGCUGGUGGGUUACCAGUGUCGCAAAGAUCUCCCCGCAGCCGUAGCCUGUCUCCUGGAAGCAUAGUCGCCGGCGCUGGCCAACAACACACGGAUCCGAGCGCGUACUUCUUCCAGCACGGUCCGACCGCGUAUCAUCCGCAGUUCCCUCAUCGCAACAUCUUCGACUCGUCCAGCCACGGCGGUUACCUGUCCGGCGAUCUGUACACGGGCGCCAAUUUCCCGUCGUCCUACCUCGAUCCUACCACGAUCACCGGUCAUCAGUUCUACGCUGGCACCGUGAACGGAAGCAGCAAUGCGGCCGGAAGCAACGGUAAUUCGCAGACAGCCGGCAAUCUCGGUCCGGUCGGUUCCACCGCGGCCAACAGCAACGUGAACGGCAUCGGUCAGCAACAGGACAAGACCGCGUUGGUCGAAGGUCUGAAUAACUUCGGCCUCGGUUCCGUCGCGCCGUAUCCUGCUAGCCAGUACCAGCACCUGCUCGUAGCCAACUAACACCCCAAACGAGUGGAAACCGAGUGACUAACGCGGCUCGAGCCGCGUCUCAUCCUCGGUGUUGCUUCGUCAGACAGGAGGAAGAAGAGAGACGGAGGCCUCCUUCCGCUCUCUCAAGCGUCGAGACAUCGUCCAGAGUCUAGGUUCCGUACCCUGACCAUACCUGAUCCGCUUGCACCAUCUGAUCCGAAGGUUUCUUGCGCGUAGCUGACGAUGCCGUCGAUUCCUGCUCAUCCAUUAGUUCCCACUCUGUCUCUCUCUCCGAAGUUAACCAAAUAUCGUCGUCGCCACGGUAGCCCCAAGCCUUCACCCUGCGAUCGAUCAUCGACGUCGUCGUCUCCGGCGAUGCGCCAAUCAUUCGUCUAGAUGAUUUGUUCGCUCCCGUUUACUCGUACGGGAGGAUCCCUUUCGUCCAGAGAGGAUUCUCGUGGUGUUCAAUCGGUCCAUCGAUUCACACCAGCGACGCGAAACGUCGGAGAGGAAGAGGAGCUUCACUUCGGCGAAGAGGAACGAGCAAUUGCACCAGGUGGACGCGCGACGCGAGUUGAUGAGAAAAACAGGGAGGAGAGCGAAUGAGAGAGCGAGAAAGACCGUGUGUUGGGUGCGCCUGUGUACCGAUGCGUGCUUGCAAGACGUUUAAGAGAGGAGCCAUGAGGCGGAACGAAGAGGAGGAGGGACUUUGACGCGACGGGACUCGCGAACACGAACGAGCGAUCGACUAACGUAGAGCCGCGGUGUAUACUAAUGUUCGUCAUUGAAAACCACCGACACGGACCCGGCGUUGCAACGGCGUUAGGCGUCCGUUCGACGGUAUUAGAAAAAAAUAAAAAUAAAAAUAAUGGCUGCUCCUGUUGCGUUACAGUUACGUUAAUCUAGAGCAGCCACUCGAGACGAGCACAGACAGAGUGAGAGGGAAUGACACGGACCAACGUAUCGGUUUCCAGAGUAACAAGUCGAACGAACACGCCGCGCGCCCACACCUGGGACACCUAAAACAGCCAAGAGAAACACACACACGUGCACACGAAGUACGUAAAAUUCCACACAAGCCCAGAUUUCACACGCAACCGGACACACUCUCACCCACCAUUUACCUGGCGACACACAUUGUAUACAUAACGUACGUACAUAACACGCACCCCCUGCUGAUGGACGAUCAUCGGAUACACGAGCAGGACCGGGUGGACACUUUAUCGCGCACGACUUCACCAACACGUACACAGAUAUUACCAACGCGUAAUAAUUUAUUUUUUCACUGGUAUAGUCGGAGAAUUGAUAAUGAAUAUAUCUGUAGAGCCUAUGUAUUAUAUUCAAGAUAUGCACUCACUUGGCGGGUUCUCGCGAAACGGUUAGGGACUACUUGUAGCCUCUGCCGAUCCGUCGACGAACGAAAGAGAAAAGCAGCCGUUAGCCGGGAACGUUGACGACCGCUCGUGCAUUCGUCUCGUUCGCGUCGAAAUACGAUAUAUAUAUAUACCGGAGAACGACCAGGACUAUCGAUACACGAAAUAAAAGACCCAGUUACGUCUGUCUGUCCGCCGUGUUUUCUCCAACGAUCGAGGAAAGGGACACGCAGCCGCUGGGCGCAGAAUCCUUGGAGGAUUCAUUGUCGAUCGAGUCGCAGAUGGUGCUCGCGGUUCCAUACCGUUCGGAAAACUCGUCCUCGGUACGAUUUUACAUUUUAUUUUUAUAAUAAAUGCAGUAGAGCGUAGAGAGAGAGAGAAAGCAAAGGAGAGGAGAGUAGAAAAGGAAACGAAUGGCGGCAUAUUCGCGCCGAACGAGAAAUACGGCUGAGUUGCGCGACAAUUGCUCCCGACGAAUCGGACUGCACGAUUUCCCUUCGACGCGAGGGUCCGAAUGAUUCUUCAGGGUUCUCCAGAGUCAUCGUGUCGUGGAAGUUGGUGACAACCGGUCGCGGCAGUCGAGGAACUUUCCUAAUUCCGUGCUAUCGGGGCUUUCCAGCUCGCUUUAAUUUCUAGCUGUCUCAUCGAUCCUCUCUUGGCUCUGGAGAAGAGGUGGCCGGCUGUCCAAACUUCCCUGUCGUAAGUUUCAAUUCUGCCGAAAGUUCGGUAACGUUCGGAGAUCGUUGGGAUCGAGAACAAAGGGCCGAGGGCAUCUUAGGCGAACAAAGGUGUCGCGGUUAGCCGUGGGCAGCGCGCAACCAGCCAGGGAUUUCCGUUCGCGAGAUUAAUUAGGUGAUUACGUUAUUAAGUCCUUCGUUGCCGUCCUCGACGGUCGAACUACGAUUCCGAUACCUUGGAUAUUCGAAAGUGCCGCUGUGUUUCACGAGAUCUUCGCGGAGUGCCAAUGAUGGGACGAAUUUCAUUUAGAAACAAAUUUUUUACCUCUUAGUCAAAUGAAAUUAAUUUUGAACUUAAUUCAAAAGAAAUUCCGCGCGUCUGAAAAAGCGAUCAGUUUUCACUGAUUAAUCUCUAAAUUCUUUCUUUUUUUUUUUAUUCGAUCCUCGGCUUCUCGAAUCGUAUCCAUUCGUCGAGACGGACAUCCGGUAGACAGCAACGAUGGCGGAGGUGCCGCGAGCCGCGGGCCGGGCACUAGGUGCUAAAAGUAUUAAAAAAGAAAAAUACAAAAAAAAAAACAACAGUGUUUAAUCUUGUCGUCGUGGGACAAACGUACGGAAUACGCGUGACAGGAAACUGUCGACCGGCUUGCGAGUAAAAACCACCGCCUUGUACAGCGAGGAAAUACUCGGCAUUCGUCGAUCGAUCGGCUCGGUUCAGCCGCGAGUCCUCUUCUCCUUAGACUAGUUUCUUACCUUAGCGUCACUUCUAAACGCGCCGAGCGUGUAGUAUCAUUUGAAGCGUGACGUUCUCAUCGUUUUUUCGUACGAAUUUUUGAUAUAGCCCGUUUUGUAUACGAACGACGAGCAACUUCCGGUACAGUCGGUCGCGAUCGACCGUCGUACCCGUCUGAAUCGCGAGCGAAAGAUCGACGGACACGCGAAUUUCUUCACCAGAAGUGAUUGAUACUUUUAUCUAAGCCUGUUAAUCGAACUUGUACUAAGAAUAUUUCCUCUACAAAAAAAAAAAAAAAAAAAACUGUUCUUACUGCGGUCUACUAACGAUGUUAAUUAUAAAUGAUCGAUGUUAAACAGUCACUUCCUAGAAAUUAAUCUGGUGGACGAGCGAGCUAGUCGGCAGACGAUGUUUCCGGUCGCGUGGGGGGGUGCUAAACAAGUUUUUAAACUGCGGAACUAAUAAGGGUAGUAGAAAGGGGGGGGUGAGAUCCGCGAUGGAAUAGAGGCGAGUGGUGAGAAGACGAGAGGAACAGUACCCUUUAGUAAUAUCUAAACUUAAUUGUAACUAUUAACGAUACGUACGACUGUGGUAGCUAUGCUAGUACCUGCUAUUGUUAAAGAGAGAAAGAGAGGGAGAGAGAGAGCGAGGAAAGCACGUGAAAGAGAGAAAGUGAGGGAGAGGUAGAGAGCGAAAGAGAAGUCGAAAGAGUGAUCGAGAGGAUUAGGGAAAUUUGUGGAUUGAUUUUAAACGAAACCAAUGUCCAUCCGUCGGAGUUUCGAGAUCGUUAGAUCGAUCAUCGUUGAUUACCUCGCGAUAAAAUAUAACAUUCGCGACGGUGAACGAUGGAGAAUUCGAUCGCGGACAGCUUCGAGACGAGAAGGACGAGCAUCGGAGAGGGAGAGACAACUCCUCGCGCCGAUUAUUUUUCUAAUCUUUGUAAUCGCCAACGAAAGAAAGGGGUUUCUCGAGUACGGGAAUUCUUUGAAAAAUCCUCCGUUCGACCGGAAGAAGAUCCUAUUAGAGACGAUUUGUCGCGUCGUGAAUGGUGGUCCUUGCGUCUCGAGGCGUCGCGACUGGCCGGGAUAAUCGAUGAUGCCGGAAAGGGUUGAAAGAGAGAGAGAGAGAGAGAGAGAGAGGAGGCAAGCGUUGCAAUAAGUUGCGAAUCAAAUGUGGAUCUCGGCUUGAGACGAGAGGCUCAGCUCAGCGAAGAAUCAAAUACACACAUACACACACACACUCACACACACAUAACAUUUACACAUACGAUGUAUACUCUUUUUAGCAGAAGAGAAAAUGGUGCGGGAUUCAAAUGGAAAUCGGGAAGGAGGGGAGAAAAGACGGAUGUAAAAAGGGAUAUAUUGAUAGAGCAUACAUUGAAGAUAUACAAAAGAUAAACAUAUAGUAUUAUACGAUUACAAUACGAUUGUAAUGAAACACUUUGUAAGCCAGGAAACAAACAGAAAAAAAAAAAGAAAUUACGCAUAGUUUUCCAUAAUCUGUAAUGGAUGUAUUCGUUAACAAAAAAAUGAAAAAAAGAAAAAAACAGAAAAAGACGAGGGCGGGAAGUUAAGGUUUAAUUACACGGGCACACACAUACGUACACGUACACAUACACGCCGUUCGAAGUAACUCGGGUACACGACACAAGAAGUAAAAGAAAAUGAACAAAAAAAAAAAAAGAACAUAAUAAGAUAAUAACAUGAAAUAACGUGACGACGUAACAACGGUAAUCUGUCUCUUUAAAGUAUCAUGUGUCUAUAAACUAUAGCGAUCGAUAUUGUCUCUUUAACCGUAAAUGGAGAAACAAGUAAUCGUGGUAACGUAAAUAAUGUCAUAGCGAUAACCGAACACUGCAAUAUUAGAUAUAAUAUUAUAUUCAUACAUUUAUGGGAGAGAAUGAUUGGUAAAAGGAUGGACAGAUGAAAGUUGUGCGCAGCUCUGAUACGCGUUACGAAGAAUCUAAAGAGGAAGGGGGGAAAAAGUAGGAUCACGUAUGAAAUAAAAAGAAACUUAUGGGAAAAUUGUAGAGAAAAUGGUUGCUGAAUCGGCAAAAAGGGAGAUAAAUUCCGAGUGUUCGUUUUCGCUGGUGAACGAUCGAAAGGAUGGAGAGAAAAACAAGGGGAACGGAAAACGGCAUCGUCGCGCACGCGUGUCAGAGCGGAAGUGAGCAGAAGAAACGCGUGAAUGAGAGCAACCAGAUGAGAGUAAGAGAGAACCGGGCACACGAUCUCCAGGUACAGUUGAAAAGAGAAAGCCAUUUCACGCUAAAAAGGAGCAACAGAAGAGCAAAAUAAAAACGACGCUGAAAAGGAAGAGAACAAUAUUAAUAUGCGUUUUGUGUAUCGGACACACUCGAAGCCAACACACACAUACAUACACACACGACAUACACGAAGGAACACAGAAGAAAGACCCAAAAAAAAAAAAAAAAUGAACCUAUCGAUUAUUCUACCAAGUAAUGAAUUAACAAGAGGAUGAUCAUUAGAUUUGUAAUUAAUUACAUAUAUAUUUUUCAAUACUUUAACUACUUACUGAAUGUAAACUAUAUACAUAUAAUUAUAUAUUAUAUAUAUUAUAUAUAUAUUAUAUAUAUACACACACGUACCGUAUAGGGCUGUACCUCGGUUACAGCGUGGCGAAAGAAGGGGUUGAUUCGUCGAUUUUCCCGUCCCCGCGACAAUGAAUGAAAAAAGAAGGAAAAGGGGUGAAAGAUCGAUAGUACCAAACGACAGAAACAAGACGAACGAGGUGAAACGUCGUUUCGACCUUGUCGAGAAGCGGAAAUCGACGGAUCGAUCCCCGAUUCCGCGACUCGAGGGGUGGCGAAGAGUUCGCUCGAACGCCGUCCCUUGACACACGAACAGGAAGAGAUCUACGCUAGACAAAGAAAGAAAGAAAACCAACCUUUUUGUACCCCACCCAAGUCACACUCUCGGUGUCGAAAUGGUAAACAGACGAAAAGCAAAAAAAAAAAAAAAAUGAAAAAAAUAAUUGCAAAACAAGCAACUAUGUUACUCGUGUAAGUGCAUCCUAAAUGUAACUGUUACGAAAUGCCCCUUCUCCGAAACCCCACCCCAGGCCCCAGUCUUCAUCGUUUCGUACGUAGCAAGAGGGAUGAAAAAGAGAAAGAGGUGAAAAAAGAAAAAUAAAUGAAGCGGCAGAGCGAUCAGAUACCUAUUGAGAGUGAGAGAAAGAAUGUGUGCGCGCGUGUGUGUGUGUGUGUGUGAGGGGGUGAAUUUUUUGAGUUGAUGGGUCGAGGCGGAGAAACGAAAUUUCCGGAAACGAGGCUGACAGACCGCGUGAGUUCGAUUCGUUUGUUCCAUAAAUUUUGAAGGGGUGAGAAAUAUUUGUUUCUGCACCCUUUCACGGCGUUGUUCUAUUAUUAUUUUUCUUUUCUUUUUUUUUUUUUCAAUUCUAUUCGCUGACGAUUUUCAUGUCUUUUACGUUUCUGUACGUGUACACAUGUCGUUGUUCGUGAAUGCGGUUUGACUGGUGUAUGGGUGCGCGAGGGGUGAAAGAAAGAGUGCACAGGGCGAGAGGGAUAAAAUAUGUGUGCGAGCAAAAGAAACAGCGAGACACUGUGCGCCUAUAUAUGUAUAUCUGUAUAUAGGUACCUUUUUUCACCCGCUACCAUUGUUUCCUUUAUACUUCUUCUCCUGUGUUUUUUUUUCUUUUUUAUUACUAUUAUUAGUGUUAAUGUUAUUAUUGUAAUCGAGAUGUAUUUUCUGUUGGCUUUAGAUUUUGUUCCUUUAUUUUUGUACGAGAACCGUUUUACCUAUUUUUUUUUUUGCAAUCGUGUGCGCAUAAGUUAAGAAUAUAUUUUUUUUCUUUCUUACCAUCGAUCCACGAAUAUCUCGAUCGUUGAAUAACGAUCGAGAUAUUCUUUAGUCUUUUUUAAGGUGAUCCUUUUUCAAUAAUUUUAUUUUUCUCCUUUUGUCUUCAUUUUUCUUUUUUAUAGUUUAUUAUUGUUGUUUUUCUUUUUUGUAUGAUAUUUGAUUAUACCAGCGUGCAUCGCGCCUCCAGAUUAAUAUAAUAUAUACUGCUAUAUUAUUAUAUAUAUAUAUAUAUACACAAUAUACAUAUACAUAUAUAUAUAUUUUUGUUAAUAAUAACAGUGGUUUGGUAACCACUUUGUGAAGAAAAUUGUGAAAAAAUUGUGAAAAAAAGAAAACGUGAAGAGGAGAGCGAAGAACUGUGUCACGUUUUCAGUGUGUGUUGCUUAGUUAAAAGAUGAUAAACAAAAAAGACCAGGGUGAAGAAAGAGAAAAUUAAGAAGGAAUCGUUUCUUAACAAUUUUUCGUGGGUUCAGGUCGUUUCUUCGACCGGAAACAAUAAAUUCGAAAAGGAAAUGAGGGAUGAAAGCACUCGCACACACCACAUACACAUAACACACAUAGACACACGAACGAGAGCAAACGAAGAAAAAAAAAAACAAAUGUGUGAAACAAAAAAUGAAACUCGCGUGUAAUAUACUUAUAAUAUCAUUUUGUAAAUUAUUUUUUGUAUUUUUAUAUAUAUACGUAUACAUAUAUAUAAAUAUCGAAGCAUACGAGACAAAGCGGAACAGUGUUUUUGUGCGUACGAAUCAGGUUCAGAAAAGAUCGGAAGAGAGAGGGAGAGAAAGAAGAAAGUAGCGAGAGAAUGUAUGAGAAAUGCGUAAGGAUAAUUGUCGACGUGAUAAUACGCGAAGAAGGGAAAUAAUUUGGAAUAAAACGGAAAAGAUCAGGCGCGAUUGCGAAAGAGAUUGAAAGAACGCGCGGAAGAGUGUGACAGCGAGAGAUAAGUGUGUAGUGUGGAUGCGUGAAAGAGAGAAAGAAAAAAUGAGCGCAAAAUAAAAAAAUCUCGUGACGCGAUUGAUAAAUAUAAUUUGACGAUACUUAAAAUCGAUCAAAAGUCGUCCUUGAUAAAUGCGCUUGUAUGCAGCUUGUUCGUGAUGGAACAAAAAGAAAUAAUAAAAAAAAAAGAAAGAAACGUGUACACACAUACACACAAUGCACACACGUGACACAAUCUCUCAUUGUAACAUACACAGAGAACGGAUCGCGUUGAUUCGAACGAGUCCCGAGAUGAAAAUGGAUUUUUCUGUUCCCUAAUUAUUUGUACCUUCGUAUUUGUAUUUCUGCAGCUUGUCAAAUGCUUUGUUUAUCACUACCGCUACUACUAUUGUAAUUACUAUCAUUAAUUCUCUUAUGAUUACUACUACUUAUUAAUAUUAUUACUGCUAAUGGAUUUUCAAUAAUCGUAGCGUGUAUCGACCUUGUUUUUUGUACCACUCUUUUACUUUGUUCUAAAUAAUUAUAAUUUUUUCUUUUCUGUGUGUGUAUUCGCGUUGGAGAACGCGCUGAAAACAGUCGCGUUUUCGUUUUUCUUUUUUUAAUUUUACAAUUAGAUGUAGCGCGAUCGCUUCCAAAGAGAACGAUUGUGCGAGAACAAUGGAAACCUCGCAAACAACAACCAGUUAAAGUCGUAUUUAGUAGCCAGAAACAGCAGCAGCAGCAGCAGCAGCGUGUUGUUAGAUUAAUUAUUAAUGAAGAACACCGCCACGAUCGAACGGCGCACUCUGUGUUCGGCGAUGGUUGAGACCGGAAGCGGUUCGCCCUUCCGGCUGGUGUUCUUGCUCGUCGAGGGGGUACACGUAUCGAAAGAGAACGAAGGUAUAUCCAGAUCUUUUAUAAUUUUAUAGAAAAAAGAAUCACAGUCGAUUCUGGACGCGUGAUAGUACCCAGGAUUCCUA